AUGCCUCCUCCUGAGGAUGACGAUGAGGAUGCCUUGUCCUUGCAGGAACAGACUGAGGAGCGAUUAUGCAAUACUGAUAACCAUAGAUUGGUGGGCCAGAUCAUGUUUUGCAAGCCUUAUAGAUGCCAGGCAAUAUCUGAGGCUCUGGUCCAAGCAUGGAACCCGCGUUUUCCCGUUGUUAUCACCCCCAUGCAGGAAAAUCGUUAUUGUUUCCAAUUCCAGCAUAAGCUAGAUCUCUUGAACGUGUUGGAUGAAGGCCCUUGGGCGGUUCGGGGUAAUCUACUGUUGUUGGAACAUUGGAAUGAAAAUCAGGAAUGGGGUUUUCAGAGCACUGAUUUCUGGGUGCAGAUACAUGAAGUGCCGUUGGAACUCUUUAAUCUGGAGGUGGCUUCUCAAUUAGCGGCGAAAGUAGGGCAACCCAAGCAGGUCAUUUUGGUUCAAGGAUUUCAGUUUGGAGCUAAGGUCAGGUAUGUCAGAGCAAGAGUUCAUAUCAGUAUUGUUAAACCUUUACGUCAGUCUAUCACGGUGAAGCGCAGAUCCAAGAAUAGUUCCACAGUGUUGCUUAGAUACGAAAGACUUCCAAGCUUUUGUUACUUCUGCGGUUUAUUUGAUCAUGAGGUGAAGAGGUGUGUUCUUUUUUCGAUGCUGAAUAUAAGCACUGCUUGGAGCAUGGAUGCCCAAAGGCGUCAAGCUGUCCCUCCUUCCCUGACAUCCGAUAUGGUCCUUCAUUGA
Telopea speciosissima is the source of this 732-nucleotide messenger RNA. RefSeq lists its product as uncharacterized. The transcript has a single exon. The coding region runs from base 1 to 732 and encodes 243 amino acids. The record is from RefSeq and is a predicted model, not a curated record. NCBI's taxonomy places the organism in Eukaryota, Viridiplantae, Streptophyta, Magnoliopsida, Proteales, Proteaceae.